AUGAUGGAGACGGGCUACGACAUCCUGUUCUUCUGGGUAGCCCGCAUGGUGAUGAUGGGACUCACUCUCACAGACAAGGCUCCCUUCAAGGAGAUCUACCUUCAUGGCUUAGUCAGGGACGAGAAGGGCCAGAAGAUGAGCAAGACGAAAGGCCCGUUCCUGGGAGCAAGGGUCGAUGCGCCGCUGGGCAUGACUGCAAUG
Symbiodinium necroappetens is the source of this 201-nucleotide messenger RNA. The record is from the annotation of a GenBank genome assembly. NCBI's taxonomy places the organism in Eukaryota, Dinophyceae, Suessiales, Symbiodiniaceae.